Dictyostelium purpureum is the source of this 510-nucleotide messenger RNA. RefSeq lists its product as uncharacterized. The transcript is spliced from 2 exons. NCBI's taxonomy places the organism in Eukaryota, Evosea, Eumycetozoa, Dictyosteliales, Dictyosteliaceae. Gene Ontology annotation, molecular function: rRNA small subunit aminocarboxypropyltransferase activity. Gene Ontology annotation, biological process: maturation of SSU-rRNA. The annotation marks the transcript as partial. The record is from RefSeq and is a predicted model, not a curated record.
CUAUCAAUGUGGGAUUUUGGUCAAUGCGAUAGUAAGAAAUGCACAGGUAGAAAAUUAGAACGUUUAGGUUAUAUAAAAUCAAUUAAUUUAACACACAAGUUUAAAGGAAUCGUUUUAACUCCUUCAGCAAAACAAUCUAUUUCACCUGCAGAUAAAGAUAUUGUUCAACAAUUAGGUGUUUCAGUUGUUGAUUGUUCAUGGGCUAAAUUAGAUACAAUCCCAUUUGGUAAAAUGAGAGGUGGACAUGAUAGAUUAUUACCUUUUUUAAUUGCAGCAAAUCCAGUAAACUAUGGUAAACCAUUCAAAUUAACUUGUGUAGAAGCUGUUGCUGCAUGUUUAUUCAUUACAGGUUUCAUUCAAGAGGGUCAUCAAAUUUUAGGUGGUUUUAAAUGGGGUUCAUCAUUUUAUAAAGUUAAUAGAGAUCUUUUGGAACAAUAUCAAAAAUGUACCAGUAGUCAAGAGGUUGUAAAUGUUCAAAAUGAAUUCAUAAAGAAAUGUGAAGAGGAACAA